AUGCUGGUUCAUAUAUUUGCAAUUGGGGCAACCUCAUCCCCAUGCUGUGCGAGUAAGGCAUUGAGACAGGUAGCAGACGACAACAAAAGCAAAUUUGACCAAGAAGUAACCCGGACACUUCGCAGUCGACGACAAUCUAAAAUUGGUCUCAACAAUUCCAAGGGCAAUAUGGUUAGUGGAACAGUUAACCAAACUAUUGGCAGAAGGUGGUUUUCAUCUCACCAAGUUUACCAGCAACAAUCGAGACGUGUUGGCCUCAAUACACCCUGA
Paramuricea clavata is the source of this 270-nucleotide messenger RNA. Lineage: Eukaryota; Metazoa; Cnidaria; Anthozoa; Malacalcyonacea; Plexauridae. The record is from the annotation of a GenBank genome assembly.